Messenger RNA from Diachasmimorpha longicaudata, 1889 nucleotides. Its product is annotated as chitinase-like protein 3. The record is from RefSeq and is a predicted model, not a curated record. Gene Ontology annotation, molecular function: chitin binding; chitinase activity. The transcript has 5 exons. Bases 181 to 1563 code for a protein of 460 amino acids. Gene Ontology annotation, biological process: carbohydrate metabolic process; chitin catabolic process. Gene Ontology annotation, cellular component: extracellular region. NCBI's taxonomy places the organism in Eukaryota, Metazoa, Arthropoda, Insecta, Hymenoptera, Braconidae.
GGAGUGUAGGUGAAGAACGGAGGUACGGGUCUCAAUAGUUUCGUUUUAUCAUUUUAUCGAUUCAUAUUAUGGAGAGGGGAGCAAGUAUGGCCGAUAAAAAUAAUCAUCAUCCAGUUGAGGAAUUGGAUAAAUAGGAAUAUUUCAUCCCGUGAAACUUUGUAACAAAAGGGACAACUUAAGAUGCACCUCCUCUGGUUUUUCGUCAGCUGCCUGGCAUUGACAGCAGUCAGUGCCGCACCUGAAAAAGUUGUCUACUGUUACUUCGGUAGUUGGGCAGUAUAUCGUCCAGGAAAAGGAGAAUUCCAAAUCGAAAACAUUAACCCAUCCCUUUGCACCCACUUGGUGUACACUUUCGUGGGACUUGAAGGUGUAAAUGUGAAGGUUCUCGAUCCCUGGCAGGAUCUUCCUGAUCAGGCGGGUAAGGAUGGUUUCAGGCGCUUCAACGCAAUACGCAUGAAAAAUCCUUGGUUGCAAACUCUGGUAGCCAUGGGUGGUUGGAAUGAGGGCUCAGUGCAGUACUCUGAGAUGGCUGCUAACCCAGAAUCACGUAAAAAAUUCACCGAAAAUGUAAUUAAAUUCCUUCAAAAGCAUGGAUUCAGCGGUUUCGAUCUCGACUGGGAGUAUCCAGCCCAACGUGGAGGCAUUCCUGAAGAUCGCAAAAAUUAUGUUGAGCUUCUCAAGCUCAUGAGGUCCCGUUUCGAUGAGGAGGGAUUCCUGCUGAGUGCUGCUGUAGCUGCCAGUGCGUCUUCCGCCUGGAAAUCAUUCGAUAUUCCUGAGAUAAGCAAAUAUUUGGACUUCAUCAACAUCAUGGCUUAUGAUUUUCAUGUUCCCAAGAACGGUGUCACGGGAUUGAAUGCACCUUUCCGAGCUUCUCCUUCUGACACUCCCCAAGACAAGGCCUUGACUGUUGAAGCUACCGUGAAGUACUGGCUGGAUCAAGGUGCACCCAAGGAGAAGCUUGUUCUGGGAAUGCCACUGUAUGGGCGUUCCUUUACUUUGUCUAACCCGUUAGUGAAUGGAGUUGGAGCUCCAAUUCGCGGCACUGGUAUUUCUGGGCCUUACACUCGUGAGCCUGGAGUGCUGGCAUACAACGAAAUUUGCGAGAUGCAGUCUCAGGGUGGCUGGAACGUUAUUUUUGAUGCAGAUCAUCUUGUCCCGUAUGCCAUCAGGGGAAAUCAAUGGGUUUCAUACGAUAAUGUGGAAUCCAUUCGCGAAAAGGCCAAGCUCGUCAAAGAAUUGGGUCUAGCAGGUGCCAUGGUAUGGAGUGUGGAGAGUGAUGACUUCAGGGGCGUCUGUGGUGAGCCCUAUCCCCUUUUGAAGACCAUCAAUGCAGUCCUUCGAGGUGGAAAACCAGGUCCUGAGGAACAAACCCCACCAGAAAAGCCUACGUUGCCACCUGUCUCAAAGCAUUGCACGAAAGAAGGAAACAUCCCGAAUCCUGCUUCCUGUGGUUUCAUCGUAUGUAUUGCAGAUGCCUUCGGUGGAUUUACGGAACACUAUGUGGAGUGCGCCCCUGGGCUGUGCUUUAAUCCAACCGCUAAUGCCUGUGAUUGGAAACUAUAAAUUUAAUGGGGGUUGUUUGAAAUUUCUUGUGGUUAUAGAUGAAUUCUUUUUACGUGAGAGAGCAAAAGAGACGUUUUGUUACACGAAUUCUGCUAAUCUUUUUUUCUUUAAUGAAUUAACUGAUGAUAAAAAUUGUAACGGAAUUUUGGGUCAACCAUCGGCACAAAAAGUACUCUCUCAAAUGUUCUGUAUGAACUUAUGCUUACUACAAGUACUCCUCAGCACCUCAGUUGAAUGCUAAAUAUAUUCUGAAUUAAAUUUAAUUAUUGCAGGAUGACAUUAACGACAUAAUUGUAGUCAGAAAUAAAUUUCCCAUCAUGCAUAAA